AUGUCAUCGAUAGCAGCCGCAGAUAAUUCCAAUGCGAAUAAAAGCCGAUCGAAACUCUUGCUAUCCUCACGCGAUUGGGAUACAUUAGUUACAGAUCGAAGUAAAUUACGAAAAGAGAACACUACUUUAUCACGCGGUGGUAUUUCUGAACGACGAGUCCACACUCGUGUUGGCACUUAUCACACCGAUCGCAGUCGACGUGAUGUAUAUGGAAAUUCUGAAUUUGGCGAAUCGAGUGAAGAUGAUGAUGAACAAGAUGAUCAGUUACUAGAUCGUACACGACAAGAUCAAACUGAUUUACCAUCGGAAUAUUGGCAAAUUCAACGAUUAGUCAAAUAUCUAAAAGGCGGAAAUCCAACGGCAACCGUCAUUGCGUUGUCAUCGAUUCGAGAUUUCAAUUUGUCAAUGGAUAUAUGUCAACUAGCUAUACGAGAUGCCGGUGGAUUGGAAGUGCUUGCGAAUUUACUGGAAACCGACAAUUUGGACUGCAAAAUCGGUUCAUUACAUAUUCUAAAAGAGAUUUCGAAAAAUCCGACGAUUCGGAGAAAUAUCGCAGAUCUUGGUGGAUUGCAAACGAUGAUUGCAUUACUCGACGAACCAGAAAAAGAAUUGAAAUGUCUUGCUGCUGAAAAUAUUGCUCAUGUGGCUAAGUUCAAACGCGCUCGGAAAGUCGUUCGACAGAACGGUGGAAUCAAGCGUUUAGUUGGUCUCCUAGAAACUGCUUCUCCGAAUGCGUACGGAUCAAUGACGCAUUAUUCGCAAAAUGACAUUGCCAAGAAUGUCGAAGUCGCUCGUGCGGGUGCAUUAGCACUUUGGAGUUUAAGUCGAUCUGAUCGGAACAAACAAGCAAUGGAACGUGCCGGUGUGAUUCCUCUUUUGGCAAAAUUACUCAAAAGUUCCAAUGAAACAAUGCUCAUACCCGUCGGCGGUAUUAUUGAAGAAUGUGCUGUUGAUCCUGUGUAUCGAACAGCCAUACGAGGAAUGAUUCCAGAUCUAGUGAAAAAUUUACAGAGUAACAAUGCUGAACUGCAGAAACAUUGUGCCAGUGCGAUUUUCAAGUGUGCCGAAGAUAAAGAAAUACGUGCUUUAGUACGCAAACAUAUGGGACUUCGCCCCUUACAUGAUCUUCUACAACAAACAGAUAAUAAAGCAUUGCUAGCAGCAGCAACAGGUGCGAUUUGGAAAUGUGCAAUUUCUCGCGAGAAUAUUGCUCAAUUUCAACAAUUUCGCACCUUGGAUACCCUCGUACAAAUGCUGAACAAUCAACCCGAAGAAGUAUUAGUGAACGUCGUUGGCGCUAUAGCUGAAUGUGCUAAGGAAGCCGACAAUCGAACUUUAAUUCGAAAAGCAAAUGGAAUUUCCUUCUUAGUCAAUUUAUUAACUGGAACAAAUCAAGGUUUACUGGUCAAUACAUGUCAUGCACUACGACAGUGUAGUGAAGAGCCUGAAAGCAUUGCAAUGAUUGAUCGAUUGGACGGUGUUCGUUUGUUAUGGUCGUUGUUGAAAAAUCCCAAUCCUCGGGUACAAGCGGCAGCAUCAUGGGCGAUAUCUCCAUGUGUUAAAAAUAUCAAAGAUUCUGGUGAAAUGGUUCGAAGUUUCGUCGGUGGUCUUGAACUGAUCGUAUCGCUGUUGAAAUCAAAGGAUGUCGAAGUACUCGCCAGUGUUUGUGCGGCCAUUGCUGAAAUCGCGAGAGAUGAAGAGAAUCUCGCCGUUAUUACCGAUCAUGGCGUUGUUAAACUUCUAUCGAAUUUGGUGACACGAAAUGAAGAUAUUCUUCGUCGUUACUUGGCCGAAGCCAUAGCCGAAUGUUGUAAAUGGGGAAAUAAUCGUCAAACUUUUGGUGACAACGAAGCCGUUGCGCCGCUGGUCAAAUAUUUGAAAUCAUCCGAUCCGAACGUUCAUCGAUCAACCGCGAAAGCAUUACAUCAGCUAUCGAAGAAUCCCAUGAAUUGUGUUACAAUGCACGAGGCUGGCGUUGUACGAUUAUUAAUGGAAAUGGUCGGUUCGAAAGACGAAGUUCUCCAAGAAAAUGCCGCGAUUUGCAUUUCAUACAUUCGUCGCUUAGCUUUGGCAAAUGAGAAAUCACGAAACGGUUGA
This is a messenger RNA of Adineta ricciae, 2097 nucleotides long. The record is from the annotation of a GenBank genome assembly. NCBI's taxonomy places the organism in Eukaryota, Metazoa, Rotifera, Eurotatoria, Adinetida, Adinetidae.